Cavia porcellus (domestic guinea pig) is the source of this 4618-nucleotide messenger RNA. It is a transcript of the gene Arhgef26, whose product is annotated as Rho guanine nucleotide exchange factor 26. Gene Ontology annotation, molecular function: guanyl-nucleotide exchange factor activity; protein binding. The record is from RefSeq and is a predicted model, not a curated record. The transcript has 14 exons. Lineage: Eukaryota; Metazoa; Chordata; Mammalia; Rodentia; Caviidae. Gene Ontology annotation, biological process: activation of GTPase activity. The coding region runs from base 1 to 2604 and encodes 867 amino acids.
AUGGACGGCGAGAGCGAAGUGGAUUUUUCUAGCAACAGAUUAACCCCUUUAUGGCGGAGGCGGUCGACCCCUGAGCCCCAGCUGCUGGCCCGGAGCAAACCGAGGCCCCAGUCCUACCAGAGCCCCAGCGGGUUGCUGAUCACGGAUUUCCCGGUGGAGGACCUGGGGACCCUGCCCGCGGUGCAGGCUCCCGCCCAGCUGCCCUCCUCGUCGGACGGCAGGACGGUGCAGAGGAGCCCCCUCCUUCUUUGCACCCAUCGAGGGGCGGUGACCAAUGGGCGGACAAUCUCUCCGGAAUACAGAGCUGCUUCUCCUCGACCCCGACGGUGCAAGUCACCGCAGGUCCACAAGGUGGUCCCCGGAGGCUCCCCGAAGACCCCAGCGAGUGGCAUGGUGAUCCCGCCGGCACCACUGCGCACCCCGCGGACUCCUACAGUUCCCGCGCCCUGCAGCCCCGAGGACCCCACUGGAGUGACUGCCAACAGGGUGCCUUCACCCACUAUCAACGGUCUUGCCUCUAAAAUCGAUUCCUCUGGCUUCCCUUCUCAGUUUGCGCAGACGGCUAAGGACUCAGAACAGGGGCCUUUGGGACUCUCUAAUGUGCCCCAGAAAAGGUCUUCAGAACAAAACCUCUCCCUUCAAAGGCUGCCCUCACAGGAGAACGAACUACCUGAAAACCCUUCUGUGGUUUUGAGUACAAACAGCCCUGCUGCCCUCAAAGUGGGGAAACAGCAGAUCAUUCCGAAGAGUUUAGCUUCAGAAAUUAAACUAAGUAAAUCGAACAGUCAGAAUGUGGAACCCCACAAGAGACUCCUCAAGGUGCGCAGCAUGGUGGAGGGCUUCGGAGCACCCCUAGGUCAGGCAGGGGAAGAAAGGGACGUCGACAAUGACGUGGAUAGCCCCGGGUCUCUGCGGCGAGGCUUGCGGUCCACAUCCUACCGCAGGGCCGUCGUCAGUGGCUUUGAUUUUGACAGCCCGAACAGCUCAAAGCAGAAGAACAGGAUGUCCCAGCCGGUCCUGAAAGCCGUGAUGGAAGACAAGGAAAAGUUUUCUAGCUUGGGAAGAAUAAAGAAAAAAAUGCUGAGAGGACAAGGAACAUUUGAUGGGGAAGAAAAUGCAGUCCUAUAUCAAAACUACAAAGAAAAGGCCCUUGACAUUGACUCUGAUGAAGAGUCCGAGUUCAAAGAACAGAAGUCAGAGGAAAAAAUUGUGAUUCACCACAAGCCUCUGCGAUCCACGUGGAACCAGCUCUCUGCAGUGAAAAGAAAUGGUUUGUCUCAGACAGUAAGCCAGGAAGAAAGGAAGAGACAAGAGGCAAUCUUUGAAGUCAUAUCGUCUGAACAUUCGUAUUUGCUCAGCUUGGAGAUCUUGAUUCGAAUGUUUAAAAAUUCUAAAGAACUGAGUGAUACAAUGACCAAAACUGAGAGACAUCAUCUUUUCUCCAAUAUCACAGACGUCUGUGAGGCAAGCAAAAAAUUCUUUACAGAGUUGGAAGCAAGACAUCAGAAUAAUAUCCUCAUAGAAGAUAUAAGCGACAUUGUAGAAAAGCACACAGCAUCCACAUUUGAUCCCUAUGUGAAAUACUGCACAAAUGAAGUCUACCAACAACGAACACUACAAAAAUUGCUAGCCACCAAUCCCUCUUUUAAGGAAGUAUUGUCUCGAAUCGAGUCCCACGAAGACUGUAGGAACCUUCCCAUGAUCUCUUUUCUCAUCCUCCCCAUGCAGAGGGUGACCCGGCUUCCCCUGCUGAUGGAUACCAUCUGUCAAAAAACACCUAAGGAUUCUCCAAAGUAUGAAGUCUGCAAAAGGGCCUUAAAGGAAGUAAGCAAGUUGGUUCGGCUGUGCAAUGAAGGAGCUCGAAAGAUGGAAAGGACCGAGAUGAUGUACACAAUUAACUCCCAACUGGAAUUUAAAAUUAAGCCUUUUCCUUUAGUCUCCUCCUCCCGGUGGUUAGUGAAAAGAGGUGAGCUGACAGCCUAUGUAGAAGACACUGUGCUUUUCUCGAAGAGGACGUCCAAACAGCAAGUCUACUUCUUUCUCUUCAAUGAUGUCCUCAUUAUCACCAAGAAGAAGAGUGAGGAAAGUUACAACGUCAAUGAUUAUUCCUUAAGAGAUCAGCUCUUGGUGGAAUCUUGUGACAGUGAAGAGCUUAAUUCUUCUCCAGGGAAGAACAGUUCCACAAUGCUUUAUUCAAGACAGAGCUCUGCCUGUUACCUCUUUACUCUGACAGUCCUGAAUAACCAUGCGAAUGAGAAAGUGGAAAUGCUGCUUGGAGCGGAGACACAGAGCGAACGUGCCCGCUGGAUCACUGCCCUCGGACACAGCAGCGGGAAGCAGCCUCCAGACCGGACCUCCCUGACCCAGGUGGAGAUCAUUAGAUCGUUCACUGCCAAGCAGCCAGAUGAACUCUCCCUGCAGGUGGCGGAUGUGGUCCUCAUUUAUCAGCGUGUUGGAGAUGGCUGGUAUGAGGGGGAACGACUUCGAGAUGGAGAAAGGGGCUGGUUUCCUAUGGAAUGUGCCAAGGAGAUAACAUGUCAAGCUAUAAUCGACAAAAACGUGGAGAGAAUGGGACGUUUGCUAGGACUUGAGACCAACGUGUAACCUCUGAGAUGGCAUUUUACUGCGAGAUUUGCACGACAGGCUAGUGGACUGGUUGUACUGUUAACUUCAUCACCAUCUAUUUAACUUAAAAAAAAAAUAAAAACACUUGCCUUUAAGCUUGCCAAGAUGUUCUGAUCUCCGAAGAACAGCUAGUUAAUGCACAAACUCAGUUCUUGCAUGAUGAUCCCUUGGUGAACCUAUUCUGGUCCUCAGAGCCACCCACUUCACGGACCAGGCAGUCUCAGCACCUCCUACUUUCAUGGCAUCCUGGCAUAAUUUAUACAUAGGGCUAUGUCCUGGUUGUCUUAAUGCUCACUUUGCUAAGAAUAUUACUAUUCUCCCUUAAAUAUUUCUUUAUAUGGUUUUCCAAGUAUUAGCAAAAUUUUGUUUCUAAGGAGUACCAAGUUUUGUAAAUAUUUUUUCCUUUUUUUUUUAAACAUCUGAUUCUAAAGCUAUGUUGAGAGUUCAGAGGCGAGCUGUCAGGUUUUCCUAAAUCACUUCCCCGGAAUGGGACAUUGACACUUGAAUUUUUGCUCCCAUUUUCCUCAUUAGAUGGAAAGUAAGGAGCCUCCCUUUAAGGGUUUGUUUUUUUAAAAUCCAUCUCAUUCAAUAUUGGUCUUAGAAAAACGUAGUUUAAUAAACCUAAGCUAUUUAAACACAGAAUUUAGAUGGCUCACAUGUGUAGAAAAUCCUGAACACUGGACAGGGUCCUGAAUAUCUUUUUUAAUGUUACCAGGUGAACGGAUAAGCUGAUAAAAUACUGACAUGAGGCUGCUCCGCCUUUAAUAAUGCAGGAUUCUUACCUGUCCCCUACUUAUUUCCAAAUAGGAAAUGAGGUAGGACACUCUGUAACAAUCUCAAGAAAGGGAAAAUGCAACCUUUGAAGUUAUCCAGAGGCCAAUACAAUAACUACUUGAAAUAUUUUGAUCUUAAUAAGAAUCUGUUCUAGUUACACUUAAAAUCCUUGCUUGCUGGGUUAGAAGUCUCAACUAUCAGUAUCUAGAUAACUUUAUUUCUUCCACCAGGGCAGGUUGAGAUACCAUGUUUAAUAAUAGGUCUCAUAAGGGGCUGGGGAUUUAGCUCAGCGGCAUAAGCACCUGCCUUGUAAGCAGGCAAUCAUGAGUUAGAUCCCAGUACCGAUAAAAAGGAAAAAGACAAUAAUAAUAAUAAUAAUAAUAAUAAUAAUAGGUCUCAUAAAGAGAUAUGGUUUGGAAGACGGGGAGAGGGUAAAUGAUUUUUACUGUAUGCUCCCUCUCUGCUCUCAACGAUGGCAUAAAAGCUGGCACCCUCUAAAAUACUGUCGCACCCUGUAUCUGCUAAACAGUGAUCUGGACCGUAAGGUUACAGAAACCCUAUGCUUAGAUAAGUGUGCCUGGCUCUCAGCUGCACACCUUACCUGGCCGUGGACUGUUUUACUCUCGGACUGCUGUCAUCUACCUGAACCUCCAUGGACUUCAAAUGACAGCCCAGGCCCUGAGUGUUUUGGGAGACCUUAGAAAGUAGUGAGUAAGCAAUAGCAACAGGCCACAGCAAGGGGCCUCCUGGUGUUUGUAAAAAGAAAGUCUGCUCCUCUUUAAUAAUGUCACGAAUUUUCUAGAGCAGCAGCUAGGAAAUUGUAAUUUAAUAUAAUGUUUUAUUUACAAAGGAAGGUAAACUUGUUACUUGCAAGGCGACCAUUUUGUAUUAUUUUUGCUAAUAACUGGUUGAAGUUAGAAAAACUAUAUGAAUCCUGUGAAUUAAUUUAUAGUGCAAGUGUUAAACAGUUUUGGAAGUAUGUGCAGUUCAUAAAUCAAAGCCUUAAUUAGCAAGCAGAUUAAUACAGUUACUAAAAUAUUUCUGUACAGAAGUUAACACUAUUCACGUUUCACAUCAACCUACAGUUGUUUGUAACAUAUUUUCAAAGCUAGUUCCAUUUCUUUGAAUACUGUCUCUGAAUUGUACAGUGACUUCAUUAAUGGAAAACAAAAAUGCUGUCUUUGUUUCAAUAAACUGAGUUGCUUGUACACUUUAAAAA